AUGCUAUUUACUGCUAGGAGUAGUGUUCUCUUCAUGUAUUAUAUCCUCUUCAUUUUAUUAAUAACUUUUAAUCAUAGUAUUCAAGAAGAAAAUUUACACGGAAAAUUUAACGAUAUUAAAAGUGUUUGUAAUGAAUCUGUAUGGAGUUGUACACCUACAUGUAGAAUACAAUUUGAAGGUAGAACUGGAAAAUGCCAAAAACCAAAAGAUGAAACGUGUUUUGGUUCAUCUAUAACAUACAAAUUUGUUAACGAUUUUGCCAGCAAAAGUCUUAUAGAUUCAUAUGGUAUUUUAUCUCAAUACCCUGAUUGUUGGCAAUACAUGAAACCUCUUUUGUGUUCUAUAGCCUAUCGACCAUGUAGUAUUCGUAGUUAUUUUUAUGAUGGAAUAAAUUCUUCUGACAACAAUAUAAUGGAAUCGUGGCAAGUUUUUCAGCAAAAAAAUUGUUUUAUUGCAAAAGAAAAAUGUCCUACAGUUGUAAAAGAAAAUUUAUGGCCUGAUUUUUUAAAAUGUGAUGAUUUUGUCAAACCUGAUGUUCAUAUUACUGAUAAUAGUCUUGCCAAUUAUAAAAGAUACUUGUUCGUAAAUAAUACACUAUGCAAAUCUCCCUAUAACGGUUUAAGUAAUGAAGAAUCAACACAAAAUAAUAAUUGCAUGUGGCCACUGGUUAGGAAAAAUAUUUCUAAAAACAUAUUUGUUAAAGGUUCUCCAAUAGUUGAUACUUGUUUUUUACCUUGUAAAAAUUCAUUGUUUUCUGAUAAUGUGGUUUACUCUGUUUUUCAAUUGUCUGUAGGUAUAUUUACAGGCUUUGUACUUGUUGUUUCUAUUGUACUUUUCAUUUAUAUUGUUAAAUAUACAAAAGUUUUUCAAAGUUCGUAUAUUAUGUUUUUGGUUGUUGCAUUUUUUUUCACCAAUAUUUUAUACUUCUUCGUCUACUUUCUUUCAUCAAUUUCAAGUAUUGGCUCGAAAAUAUCAUGCUUAGAUGGAGGAUCUAUAAGAAAAAGCAGCAGUUAUUUAAUGUCAAAUAGUUUUGAUUCUUGCCUUUUUCAAGGUAUACUUCUUCAAGUUAUUUUAAAUUCAUCAUAUCUAACCCUUGUUUUUAUUAUUUUUUGCCAUUAUGCUCAUCCUAAAUUUUGUUUUAAUCACUAUAUUUUAUUGGGCUCAAAAUCAGAGUAUACUUUAAAUUCUCGUAUUCCGUCAAAAGUACUAUUUCUAGUUACUAAUUUAAUUGUAUCUAUUAUUUUAUGUUCAUUUAUUAUCUUUUCUAACAGCAUUUCAUCAUCUGGAAUAUUUCAAAUUUGUAAUGUAGGAAGUUUAUCCUUCAAAUCUGCUUUGAAUAUGUACUAUCCAAUGAUAAUAUUAAACAUAGUUUCUAUUGGUAUACCAAUUGUAAUAAUGGUUAGACGAUCUUUAUCAAUGAGAAUGAUAGAAAAAAAUGAAGCAGAAAAGAAACAUAGACCAUUAUUUGGUAACAUGGGAGCUGUUUCUUCAUGGAUAUCUGACAAUAUAAUAUAUCAACAAAGAAGGAAUAAUGAUAGGGAAUUGGGUUCUAUGGACACAUUAAAUUUUAAUGAUUUAGUUUUUUGGAAAAUUGAUGAUAAAUGGAUGAUCGUAAUUAUUGUUACAAUGAUAUUAUCAUGCCUAAUCAGUAUGUCGCUACAUAUAAAAAUUGGUUAUAAUAAUUUGUAUGAAGAAAAUGAAAUAAAGAAAUUCCAAUCCUGUGUUUUAAAUAAAAACAUUGUCGAAGGGCAAUUAACACAAAAUCAAAGUAACUUUCUUAACUACAUAUCUAAUUCUGAUGAUCCAUUACUACGCAAAAAAGAACUUUUAAAUCAACCAACUAAUUUUUUCAAUAACUGUGAACUUCCCUCAAUUGAUCAUACUUUAUCAAUACAUUUUAUAAUUUAUCUUUUAUUAAUACCUGCUCCAUUUUACAUACUUUUAGUAUCCUCAAUUGUUGGUAUUUUUAAUGAAAAAUAUGGUCUUAAUGGAUUGAAGGAAGGAAAAGACGAAUGUGAAAGAAAAAUUAUAAAAAAUAUUGAAAAUGAAAAGAUUUCUUCUGCUAUGGAGAUGGAUACUUGUGAGGAGUCAGAAUUAUUAUCACCUUCUGAACAACUUGGGAAUCUAUAUCCAAAAACACAAAUGUAUACAAACAAUAUCAAUUACAAUCUAAAUGAUAGAGAUAGAUAUUUUUAUGAAAGGGAUUUCAGAUAUAUUACAACAUUUAGAAAAGUUACAGACAAAGUUGGUACAAAUGCUGAAAAUAAUUGUAAUGAUAAAAAUAAUGAACCAGAAAAAGUUGGUUCUUCAACUUCUGAAAAUACAAUUCCUUCUGAUCUUAAAGACACUAUAGAAAGAAGUAAUGAUACUGAUGUAGGAAAGGGAACCGACACUAACAUGGAUGAAUCAUGUUUUUAUUCUCAAAAUUCAUAUAAAACAAAAGCUACUUUUGCAACAACUGGUUUUGAUUCAUCUUUGACUGAUGAAGAGAAAUUGUCAGUCAUUCAAGAAAUGUACAAUAAUCAUUAUAACAUGUAUUAUCGAGAAAAUUCUUCAACUAUAGUAACUGGUGAUGAAUUAAAUCUUCAAAUUUUGCCUGAAAUGGAAACUAUGGGUGUAGAUUCACCUUUUAAUUACGAUUAUAAUUCUCUGGAUAAGAGUGUUGUUUUCUAUCCGUUAUAUAAGUCACAAGUUUUAGUAAUUGAUAAAGAAUUAUUUCAUCCUGGAUAUACUCCAAGUCAAAUUAUGUUUAUUUUAUGGCUUCAAUAUGAAGCAUUAGAACCAGAAAAACGAGAAACAUUUAUAAAGCCAGAUAUUCCGUUAUUUAUUAACUAUGAAGGAAGAGAUAUUUGGGUUGAACCUCCACAAGCAUAUAAUGAUGACAGAAUUGAACGUUCUGAAUAUGAUAUAUUCAUAACACCAGAUAAUCCAGCUACUAACCCAUUUCAUUAUGCUUUCAAAUGCCCUACAUUUUUAGAUCGUCAAAAGGCUCAGUUUAAUCCUGUACAAUUAUGUUUCUUUAUUCAUGAUCGUCCUGAAAUAUUUUCACGACACUAUCCUAAAGAUAUUAGCGAUCCAAAAAAUCAUUAUGAAAUGGUCAGAUUUUAUUUUCCAAAUAAUCGUUUGUAUGUUGCUUAUGAUGACAUUGAACAACUUGAUUUUGUAUUAUCAAAUGCAAAAAGUUUAUGUGAAUCAAAAAUUUCAAAUGAAAGUCUUAGUCCAUUUGGUUGCAACUAUCAUUUAUUAUUCCAUUUUCUAGAAUCAUGUCAUGUAUUUUAUGAAUAUUGUCCCAAAUACAAUGGACAUAUAUCUGAAUAUGAAGUUGAUCCUCAUACAAGAUGGUUAUACUUCAAAUCAAGAUUAUAUGAUCAUUUGAAAGAAUUUUUUGUUGAUGUAGAAGGUUUUAGUAUUGAAUCAGAUUUUGAUACACCUGUUGAUCCUGAAUAUAAGUUAUUUGUUAAAAGAAAAAGAUGGUACAGUGCUGUGAAAAAUGAUCCAACAUUACUUUUUGACUUAAAAAUUGAAAAUACUUAUCAGGCUUUUAUUCAUGGACAUGAUAUAUCUAUUUUACCAAAUGCUUUGGAUAUCCUUAUUUCAGACAGUGAUCCAUUCAAAAGUGAUAUUAUUAUGAGAGUUUGUCAGAAAUUUUGGUCAUUAGAAAGUCAAUAUCAAUUUUUUAAAGAUUCUGGUAAAGAUCCAUGUGAAAAUCAAUUUAUUAGAGUAUUUAAUGCAUUAGAAACAUUUAUUCCAAAAGCUGUUGUAGCAAGGAAUUCUUUGUUAAAAAAGUUUUUCAAUGAAGUUGAUCAAAUGCGUCGUUCUGGUCCCGGUGGACAUUUGUUUGAUGAUGUUUUAGGAAUAGGUAAUAAUUAUUUUAAACAUGAAUACGAAGUACCGUAUGAUCCAGUUAUGUAUCUUGAUGGACGUCAUGAUCUUGAUUAUAAUGGUGAGGAUGACCAAAAUGAUGAAGAAGAAAGAGAAUUCUUUUUCCCAGAUGAUGAAGAGUAUGAAGAAGAAGUAGAAGAAGAGGAAGAAUUGGAAAUAGAGUCUGAUUCAGAACACGAAGCAGAUGAUGGUUUUGAGUCUGGUGCAAAUACUGAUAAUGAUGACUAA
This is a messenger RNA of Strongyloides ratti, 4110 nucleotides long. Its product is annotated as Frizzled domain-containing protein. The record is from RefSeq and is a predicted model, not a curated record. NCBI's taxonomy places the organism in Eukaryota, Metazoa, Nematoda, Chromadorea, Rhabditida, Strongyloididae. Gene Ontology annotation, molecular function: protein binding. Bases 1 to 4110 code for a protein of 1369 amino acids. The transcript has 3 exons.